UCCAAAGUAUCCGAGAGGGCGCAAUUCCUGACCGAGGGAAUCUCUCCGUUUAGCCCCGGAAACCACUCGCCUAAGAAGAUGCUUGCCUUCAACAGAUUGUUUCUCCUACCGUCCUUCGUGCUCAUCUUCUGGGCCAGCGUGUGCUUCCCCGUGUGCGUGGAGGUGCCCUCGGAUACCGAGGCCGUCCAGGGCAGCCCCACGAAGCUGCGCUGCAUCUCCUGCAUGAAGCGGGAGAAGGUGGAGGCCACCACGGUGGUGGAGUGGUUCUACAGGCCCGAGGGCGGCAAGGACUUCCUGAUCUAUGAGUAUCGGAAUGGCCACCAGGAGGUGGAGAGCCCCUUCCUGGGACGGCUGCAGUGGAACGGGAGCAAGGACUUGCAGGAUGUGUCCAUCACUGUGCUCAACGUCACCCUGAAUGACUCCGGGCUCUAUACCUGCAACGUGUCCCGGGAGUUUGACUUUGAGGGACAUCGCCCCUUUGUGAAGACCACACGGCUCAUCCCCCUCCGAGUCACCGAGGAGGCUGGAGAGGACUUCACCUCUGUCGUCUCAGAAAUCAUGAUGUACAUCCUCCUGGUCUUUCUCACCUUGUGGCUGCUCAUCGAGAUGAUAUAUUGCUACCGGAAGGUCGCAAAGGCCGAAGAGGCAGCUCAAGAGAAUGCGUCUGACUACCUUGCCAUCCCAUCAGAGAACAAAGAGAACUCUGUGGUGCCAGUAGAGGAGUAG
Pteronotus mesoamericanus is the source of this 726-nucleotide messenger RNA. RefSeq names its product sodium voltage-gated channel beta subunit 3 (gene SCN3B). The transcript has 5 exons. The coding region runs from base 79 to 726 and encodes 215 amino acids. The record is from RefSeq and is a predicted model, not a curated record. Gene Ontology annotation, cellular component: voltage-gated sodium channel complex. Lineage: Eukaryota; Metazoa; Chordata; Mammalia; Chiroptera; Mormoopidae. Gene Ontology annotation, biological process: ventricular cardiac muscle cell action potential; regulation of heart rate by cardiac conduction; sodium ion transport. Gene Ontology annotation, molecular function: transmembrane transporter binding; sodium channel inhibitor activity.